Molecule: messenger RNA, 4456 nt
Organism: Pygocentrus nattereri (red-bellied piranha)
Lineage: Eukaryota; Metazoa; Chordata; Actinopteri; Characiformes; Serrasalmidae
Gene: slc1a3b
Product: solute carrier family 1 member 3b
Exons: 10
Coding region: 268-1881 (537 amino acids)
Biological process (GO): L-aspartate import across plasma membrane; D-aspartate import across plasma membrane; L-glutamate import across plasma membrane
Cellular component (GO): plasma membrane
Molecular function (GO): neutral L-amino acid transmembrane transporter activity; L-glutamate transmembrane transporter activity; glutamate:sodium symporter activity
Source: RefSeq, a predicted model, not a curated record
UCUGGGUUUGGAAUCUCCUCCCCUUUACUGGCUGCUGAAGGCAGCAUCACCUCCACGGCUCAGCACACUCUAUCAGCAGCACAGCCAAGUUCCACUGCUGGUCCAGCUCAGUCUUCCAGCAUCAGCACAGAGAGGAGGUCGAGGGUGUAGAGAAGGACCUUCAAAGACCAAAGAUCAGGAAGCUUUGGGGUCGCCCUGUCCAGCCGGGCUCCGUUAAUUCUUAGAGAGGAGGCGAGAGGUAACGCCAGCGUCCACAAGACAGCAGCCAUGACCAAAAGCAAUGGGGAGAACCCACGCUCGCGCAGCCGGGUGCAGCGAUUCCGUGAAGGGAUCCACUUGCGUUCCCUGAAGGCAAAGAAGAAAGUGGAGGACAUCACCAAGGACGAUGUGAAGACCUUCCUGAAGAAGAAUGCUUUUGUGCUCUUCACCAUUGGAGCAGUCGUUAUUGGCAUCAUGCUGGGAUUUGCGCUGCGGCCGUACAAGAUGUCCUACAGAGAGGUGAAGUACUUUUCCUUCCCCGGAGAGCUGCUGAUGCGCAUGCUGCAGAUGCUGGUGCUGCCCCUGCUGGUGUCCAGUCUGAUCACAGGCAUGGCAGCACUUGACAGUCGUGCUUCCGGGAAGAUGGGCAUGCGAGCUGUGAUUUACUACAUGACCACCACGUUCAUCGCUGUGUUUAUUGGCAUCAUCAUGGUCCUCAUCAUCCACCCAGGCAAAGGCUCCAAGGAUGAGUUCACCCAGCAGCAGAAGAUUGAGCAAGUCAGUCCAGCCGAUGCCUUCCUGGACCUAAUCAGAAACAUGUUUCCUCCCAACCUGGUUCAAGCUUGCACACAGCAGUUCAAGACACAAUACGGCAAGAGGGUCAUCAAUGUGAAGGUGAUAGUGAAUGAAAGCAUUUUUAAUCUGACCAAUGCCACUCAGGAGAUUUCCCGCGAAGAGAUCAUCCCAAUCUCAGGCACGACCAGUGGUGUCAAUGCCCUGGGGCUGGUAGUAUUCUCCAUGUGCUUCGGCUUGAUCAUUGGAAAUAUGAAAGAGGAGGGCCAAGCCCUCAGGGACUUCUUCGACUCCCUUAAUGAGGCCAUCAUGCGCUUGGUUGCUAUCAUCAUGUGGUAUGCACCCAUUGGUAUCCUCUUUUUGAUCGCUGGCAAAAUCGUGGAGAUGGAUGAUCUCACUGAAAUGGGAGGGCAGCUAGGGAUGUACACUGUAACUGUCAUCAUAGGCCUCCUCAUCCAUGGCAUGGUUGUUCUACCCACCCUGUAUUUUGUUCUCACACGGAAGAACCCCUUCAUCUUCAUUACCGGUUUACUGCAGGCCCUCAUCACUGCCCUGGGCACAUCGUCCAGUUCAGCCACUCUGCCUAUCACGUUCAAGUGCUUAGAAGAGAACAACAAAGUUGAUAAGAGGGUGACCCGGUUUGUGUUGCCAGUGGGCGCCACCAUCAACAUGGAUGGAACAGCAUUGUAUGAGGCACUGGCAGCAAUCUUUAUCGCCCAGGUUAACAACAUGGACAUGAACUUUGGGCAAAUCAUAACCAUUAGCAUCACUGCCACUGCUGCCAGUAUUGGAGCAGCAGGCAUCCCCCAGGCUGGUCUGGUCACCAUGGUGAUUGUGCUGACCUCUGUAGGACUCCCCACCGAUGAUAUAACCCUCAUCAUUGCUGUCGACUGGUUCCUGGACCGGUUGCGCACAACGACCAACGUCCUGGGAGAUUCAAUAGGAGCAGGCAUCAUAGAGUUCCUGUCAAAAGAUGAGCUGCAGAACGGCGAUGUGGAGAUGGGAAACUCUGUAGUAGAGGAGAACGAAGUGAAGAAGCCUUACCAGAUGAUCCCUCAAGAGAACGAGUAUGAGAACGAGAAACCUCCAGACAGCGAAACCAAGAUGUAGUGACUCCCAGUCCUCCUGUAGUCCAUGCCCAGGCAGGGAUUUUACUUGCAUGCAUGUCUGCACAUGUGUGUAUGUGUGGGCAUGUGAGCUUAAGCACUGAAAAAAAAACAAAAAAAUGAUGCAUUAAAUUGACUUGAUUCAAAUGUGUACUUCAUUUCAACACAAUUAAAAUAUAUUCCAUCAACACAAUUUUGUAUUUUAAUUAAAGGAAUAGCUAAAAGGAAGAAUGUAACCACUGCUUCAUCUGUUGUAAACAUGCCAACUCACCUCAUACAGCAGUGACACAAUAGUCUCAAGAGUAAUAAGUUGUUAUUCAGAGCAUGCUGGGAAUUGUAGUAAGUGAAUUUUGAUUGACGAAAACACAAAAAGGAUACAAAAUUGUGAAUUCUGUCAACCUGAUGAGGCUAAGCGGGUGGAAUUAUGCAUUACAGAGUGUUACAUAACAUGACAUAUAGCUGAAAACUCUGUUUUUGUCUGGAAUGCCCCAUUAAUUAUUAUUAGCAAUAAUAUUCAGAAAUGUUGGGCAUAUUUGAAUCAUGUGCAUUCAAUGCAUGACUAUUUUUGAGCCUGUGAUGACUGUUCUUCCUGUUUUUCAUUGGCUACUUUUAUUCUUUGCCAUUCCCUUUUGAAUUACAUGUUUAGUAUUAGCAUCUGAUUUCUCCACUGUUAAUUCAGAGUUCGGUUAUACUGCACUGGUCACUACUAUUGGGCCUCAUGUCAAUCACUGAACAUCAGAAAGUGGCCUAUAUGAAAAUAUUCAGUAAUUUGAGAAUGUUUUAGUUAAACCUAGACCAGGAACAAUGUCAAAAUUUACUCAGAUUGAAAUCAGAAUGUUUGGCACUGAAGAUUGUUUAGAAAGGUUGAGCAAGAUGGUCUGAAGAAUGGAAAGUAGGACAUGUGAUUAGAACAAUUGUGUUUAGCCUCAUAUAUGGAUGUCAAAGUAACUGAAAGCUCUACCAAGAAGUUAAUAUCUGUUUGGUGAUUGGACAGUCAUGUCCACCAUCCUUGUCCAAAGUAUCAUGCUGGAGGGUGGGAUGUCCAGCAGGAAUCUGACCAAAAUUACAGAUUUUAUGUCUGAGAUGGAUGGUUAGUCCAUCCAGUUAAGAUUUUCAAAUCACUAAUUUACAAAAUCCAUUUAAAAUACUGCAGAAUAGGCAGUUCCAUUCUUUUACUGGAUGGAGAGUCCAUGACACGCCACUGUGUUGAAAGCUAAGUAUAUUUUGCCCUUCUUUAAGUUUCUAUGCUGUACGUUUUCCUUUAUUUUCAAUGCUGGAAGAGUCAGAAUGUUCACAUUUUGUUAUACACAUCUGUGCAAAAGUCAGAUACCAUCCUUCAUUUACUUACUUUCCGGUCAACACAAUGUCUAAGUACAACUUAUUCAUUUUUUUUCAGAAUCAAAGAAAAAGAGAAAACAUAUAUUCAACAGAAAACAGCAACUAAACAUCAUCAUAAUUUACUACAUAGUGAGCAGUGUUUGCCUUUAAUACAGCUUACAUUCUUUUUUAGGAGCCUCGCUUUCAGUUUCUGAGAGAAAUCUGCCAGAAUAUUUUUCCACACCUCCAAAGUUCAGUCUUAGAAGUUGGUUGUAUUUUCUGCUUCUCUUAGACUAAUCCAAGGACUACUGGACUAAUUUUGGACUAGACUAGUCCACAUCUCAGACAUUCAAUUCCAGUGUUCUACUGUUCUUCUUCUUCUUCUUUUUUAAUCUGUUCCUUUUCUCAGGAACACCAUCUCAGCUACACAUCAUUGCAGACCCAGAGCACUGAGCUGUCUUCUCACAGUGGAAGGGAUGGACAGAAACACCUUAAUGUUUUCAGAUCUGAAGCAAGAGUGGAGCUUGGUUUUCUCCUCUGUUUCAAAAAUGAAAGCUGCAACUGUUUACAUGGGGACUGUGUUGGUGGUCUACCAGGUCUUUCAGGUGGUUGCUAGGAGUCCCUUCUUUGGAUCAUUUCUUUUACUUUAAGCUUCCCCUUUCUCAUGACAGUGGAUUGUCUUCUCAUGACACCUAAUGUCCUCAGAAAUAUCUCUCGAAGAAAAAGAAUAUCUUGCACUGUUGUUUUAAUUGAAAGCUAAAAAUAAAUGAAGGGUGGUCUCUGAUUUUUGCACAGUACUGUACAUAUUUCAAUGCUGAUUUCUUUAUUUCCACUGUUGUUCUGUAGGAUAUCUUGGUAGCACUGAAAGACUGUCCUUUUGCUGCCAUUGCUAACAUAAAUAGAGGAUAUUAUAAAUAUAUGUAGAUGCUUUUAUUAAUUGUAGAUAUUAUGAAUGACUGUUUACUUGAAGUCUCCUGAGAAAGUCUCGAGCCAGAGCGUUCUCUCGGUCUGAGAAAUGGGUGAAUUCAGCGUUACAGACACAAACAUGCUGACUGGAUACUAACUCACUCAAAUGGAAACUGUGAUUUUGCUUUUCUUUUUCGUGUCGUGCUCAUUGGGAUGAUGUUCACCUUGCUGGAUAUUUGCCCUUAGAUUCACACAAAAAGUAUGGUUUAAAUGUGGUUUAAAAUCUACAUGGGUUAAAUAAAACUGUAGGUUUGGCUAUGGUAAAUAUAGUUUUGAAUAAAAGUGGGAAAAGGAAA